GACAUUACAAUUACGAGAAUAAAAAAAGAGAUUAAAUAAGAGUUAAACUCUAACCAAAUUAAGAAGAAGAGAAGCAACAAUGGGGUUUGAAAGAUCAUGCUUCCUCUUGUUCCUCUUCUUCUUUGUUGUUGGCUUGGCUUCCUCUUCCCCCUCCUUCAUCAAAUACGAUGUGCUUGAGUCUCACGUGCAGGGUCGUGGCCUUCUUCAACAAUAUUUAAUCAAGGAUAAUUGUCCCAUUAAUUUUGAGAAAGAAGACUACAGACCCCUUACGAGCCAAUGCAAAGGACCACAAUACAAUGCAGCAAUAUGUUGCAAUGCAUUCAAGAUUGUAGCCUGCAAACACACAAACGAGAUAAAUGAUGUAGACAAUGGAUGUGCUGAUAGUAUGUUUUAUUACAUUAAUCUAAAUGGAAAAUACCCUAUUGGUCUUUUUGCUAAUAUUUGCAAGGAAGAUGAAGAAGGUUUAGACUGCAACAAUAUCAAGAGCCUUGCUGCUGAAAGACAAAGUGUUCGUUCCAGAAUUGGUAACAGACAUGUUACAGGUGGUAAAAAUUAGACAUGAAAAAAUUGUUAAGUAUUUUAUUAAUUGCUUUGGAAUAAUAUUAAAUUCAAAAGUCUUGUAUGUACAUUAUAUUAUUCUAUUGUGUAUACGGUAAAAAUCAGAGGGUACGAUUUUAUGGCUAUUAUGAUGCUUCUCAAGCACGUCUCUAAAGGCUCGAGGCACGGCUCGAGGUUCGACCAUGAAGGUUCCCAACGUUCGACCUCGGAGCAAUAUAAAUCGAUGGUUAUGAUGGUAAAACGGGAAGUUCACCAGCCAUGUGAUUAAAGCUGACCAAGUCUAGUAGGCUAGUACAAGCCCGUACCGUGGCAUUAAAUGGUUGUAUCAGCCGCGUAUCUUUGUAAUAAAUGCAUCUGUACCAUGUUGGGAUUUCCCCUCAUAUAUAAAGGGGAUCCCUGUCAUUUUGUAAGGCAUAUACAACAAAAUAUUGAAUACAGGAACAAGAACAUUCUCUGCUCUCUAACUUAAACA
Molecule: messenger RNA, 1030 nt
Organism: Nicotiana attenuata
Lineage: Eukaryota; Viridiplantae; Streptophyta; Magnoliopsida; Solanales; Solanaceae
Product: GPI-anchored protein LLG1-like
Exons: 2
Coding region: 80-556 (158 amino acids)
Source: RefSeq, a predicted model, not a curated record